Molecule: messenger RNA, 8161 nt
Organism: Plectropomus leopardus (leopard coralgrouper)
Lineage: Eukaryota; Metazoa; Chordata; Actinopteri; Perciformes; Serranidae
Product: mitogen-activated protein kinase kinase kinase kinase 3-like
Biological process (GO): intracellular signal transduction; protein phosphorylation
Cellular component (GO): cytoplasm
Molecular function (GO): MAP kinase kinase kinase kinase activity; ATP binding
Source: RefSeq, a predicted model, not a curated record
UACAGUGGAGUCGGGCUGGGAUUUUCUGACGCCGUAUGUUUUUCCUAAAAUAUCUGUUUCCAUACAUUGUUGGGGUUCGUCAACCGUGCGCGAUCGGCGCCGUAACCGGCAGUGGAAAUGAUGAACUCCAGUGUCGACCUGUCCCGGCGGAAUCCGCAGGAGGAUUUCGAGCUGAUCCAGCGGAUAGGAAGCGGCACAUACGGCGAUGUGUACAAGGCUCGUAAUGUAAACACAGGAGAGCUGGCUGCUAUCAAAGUCAUCAAACUGGAACCGGGUGAGGACUUUGCUGUCGUCCAGCAGGAGAUCAUAAUGAUGAAGGACUGUAAACACUCCAACAUCGUAGCCUAUUUUGGCAGUUAUCUCCGGAGAGACAAGUUAUGGAUCAGUAUGGAGUACUGUGGAGGAGGUUCUCUGCAGGAUAUCUAUCACGUAACUGGGCCUUUGUCAGAGUCACAGAUAGCCUACAUGUCACGGGAGACCCUGCAGGGUUUAUACUACCUACACAACAAAGGCAAAAUGCACAGAGACAUAAAGGGAGCCAACAUCCUCCUGACAGACAACGGCUAUGUUAAACUAGCUGACUUUGGAGUAUCGGCCCAGAUCACAGCAACUUUAGCCAAGAGGAAGUCGUUCAUCGGAACUCCGUACUGGAUGGCUCCAGAGGUAGCAGCAGUAGAGCGGAAAGGAGGUUACAACCAGCUGUGUGAUAUCUGGGCUGUGGGCAUUACUGCAAUAGAGCUGGCUGAGCUACAGCCACCCAUGUUUGACCUGCACCCCAUGAGAGCUCUCUUCUUAAUGACCAAGAGCAAUUUCCAGCCUCCUAAGUUGAAAGAUAAAGUCAAGUGGACAAAUAACUUCCACCAUUUUGUCAAACUCGCCCUCACCAAGAACCCAAAGAAGAGGCCCACAGCUGAGAAACUGCUGCAGCACCCUUUUGUGUCACAGCCUCUCAGCAGGACGCUGGCGAUAGAGCUGCUGGACAAAGCCAACAACCCCGACCACAGCACCUUCAAUGACUUCGAUGACGAUGACCCUGAGCCAGAGUCUCCUGUCUCUGUUCCUCAUCGUAUUCGUUCCACCAGCAGGAGCGCCAGGGAGGGAAAGACGCUUUCGGAGAUUAACUUUGGUCAGGUGAAGUUUGAUCCUCCCUUGAGAAAGGAGACAGAACCUCAUCAUGAACCGUGUGAAUCUGAGCCCUAUCUGGACUGUGUUGAGGAGCUCUACUAUACAGCGAGAUCUAAUCUGGACUUGCAGUUGGAGUACGGACAUGAUUCACCAAGUCUGCUGGGAGGAAACAAGAGUCUUCUCAAAUCUGUGGAGGAGGAGCUUCAGCAGAGGGGCCAUGUGGCACACUUAGGGGAUGAUGAUGAUGAGGAUGAUGAUGGUGCAGAUGAUGAUGAAACUCACACUCAUAAAUCAAGCACUAUCAUGAGGCCAAAGGUCCCACCUCCGCUUCCUCCCAAGCCCAAGUCGAUCUGCUCGUCCCAUCCCCAGCAGCAGCAACAACAACAAAAACACGACGAUAGCCAAUCACACAGCGAGGACGACGGCGGAGGCGGAGGAACCAUCAAGCGCUGUCCAGUCCCGGAGACGCCGAGCCCCGCCAAGCCCGCCUCCAACGUCCCCCCGCGGCCCCCGCCCCCGAAGCUGCCACCCCACCGCCGCAGCAGCCUAGGUAACGAGAGCCCGAAGCGCACGGACGUCGAAAACUCUGCCCCAGAGGAUGAUGGGAGCUUUAGGCAUUUCUGGGAAUGGCUCCACACGCCUCACACAGAGGAGGAGCUGGAGGAGGCAUGGGAGGUGCUGAAGGAGGUGAAAGAGGAGCAGGAAAAAGAGGAGGAAAAGGAUAAGAGGAAUGGACUGAACACAGCGCCACACGGUGGUGGAGAGAGGGAGAGUCCAGCAGACAGACAGUCCACCAUGCCACCCAGUGUCCCCAUACGGAAAGACAAGAAGGACGUUCCGAAGCCAAUCAGUAACGGCCUCCCCCCUACACCCAAAGUCCACAUGGGUGCAUGUUUCUCCAAAGUGUUUAACGGCUGCCCUUUAAAGAUCCACUGUGCCACCUCCUGGAUCAACCCCGACACCAGAGACCAGUAUUUAAUAUUCGGAGCUGAAGAGGGAAUCUACACAUUAAACCUUAAUGAGCUGCACGAGACCUCGAUGGAACAGCUGUUUCCUCGGCGGUGUACCUGGCUAUAUGUCAUGAACAAUUGUCUUCUUUCCAUAUCCGGAAAAGCCUCUCAGCUGUACUCCCACAGUCUGACCGGUCUGUUUGAACAGGCCAGACAGUUACAGAAGUUACCAGUAGCCAUUCCCACACACAAGCUGCCUGAUAAGAUGAUUCCCAGGAAGUUUGCGGUGUCCAAUAAAAUUCCAGACACUAAAGGGUGCCAAAAGUGCUGCGUAGUUCGUAACCCGUACACAGGCCAUAAGUACCUGUGUGGAGCCUUUCAGUCUAGUGUCAUGCUGUUGGAGUGGGUGGAGUCCAUGCAGAAGUUCAUGCUCAUCAAGAACAUUGACUUCCCGUUGCCGUGUCCGUUGGAGGUCUUUGAGAUGUUGGUGGUCCCGGAGCAGACCUACCCUCUGAUCUGCGUUGCCGUCAGUAAAGGCACCGAGCUCAACCAGGUGGUUCGGUUCGGCACCGUCAACCCCAACUCUACCUCCUCCUGGUUCACAGAAGCCGACACACCGCAGACGUGUGUGAUCCACGUCACGCAGCUAGAGAGAGACACCAUCCUAGUCUGCCUCGACCGGUGUAUAAAGAUAGUGAACCUCCAGGGCAGGUUGAAAUCCAGCAGGAAGUUGUCAGCAGAACUCACCUUCAACUUCCAGAUCGAAUCCACAGUUUGUCUCCAAGACAGUGUACUGGCUUUCUGGAGGCACGGCAUGCAGGGACGCAGUUUCAAGACCAAUGAGAUCACCCAGGAGAUCUCCGACAGCACACGCAUCUUCAGACUACUGGGAUCAGACAGACGUGCUGACUGUAGAGAUCCAGAGAUCGAGAACGGAGGCCACACUCGGCCCAGGGUGGUGGUGCUGGAGAGCAGGCCAACAGACAACCCUACAGCCCACAGCAACCUCUACAUCCUGGCAGGCCACGAAAACAGCUACUGAGACACACACAAACACACACACGCACAUAAAAACACUCUCUAAACAGCCUACCACUAAUGCAAACAAGGGAGUGAGCGACCGGGAGACACACUCAGCCCCAACUUUACCGCUAACCCACCCUCCUGUGUAACUGGGAGACAAGCCGUUCAUGGGUGCAGAUGUGGAUUCCCAGUUGCUUUAAAAACGCACCGCAGUGUUACAUGUGUAUUAGUUAAGCGUGUCGUAGUAGAGCAGCAGGUUGUGGAGCUGUUUCCGAAAGAGCAGGGGUUAAAAACUGCUGGUCUGAGGCCAGUUUGGGUUGAGAUAGGCGGCGGGAAUCUGCACCGUAGUCAAGCGAUUUCAACCCAGAAUCCUCCCUGACACCAUCCCACCUUUCCCUGCAUACUGCACACUGGGAAAAACCGCACAGAAGUCUGAACACUACUUCUACUACUAGUUCUACACAUAUUACUACUACUGCUACUUGCGCUAAAGCUUCACAGAAAAGCCAUCUUGCACAAAAAACCUUUCAUCGUCCUCCACUCUGUCUCCCUCUUCCUCUUUCCUCUCUUUUUUUUAAACACCUUUAUUUAUUGUGGCAUGAUGUAACUUUAACAACCAGGAUGGCUUUCCUGUUUUAUUUGUUUUUUUCUUUUUUUAUAAAAGGACAAAAAAAAAAAAAGAAAACAGACUAAAAAGCUUCGCCACCUCUGCUAGCGUCAAAUACCCGUCACCACACCACACAAGUGCUUAAUUGACCUCUAUUUAAUUGUUGUAAAUAUAAAUGUAGUAUUUUUUUGACAGAGACGAACACUAAAAAGACUGGUCAUGUAGAUAGGCGUGUGUAUAGUUGCUCUGUACAACUGUGGAGACGAACAGAGAGAGACAGACAGGCGCGGAGGACAGACGGGGCAGUAAAUUCACUUCCUGGUUCCCUGUUCAGGUGAUGAGAUUUGGGAAGCAAAGAGCCCCGCAGUCUCCUCAGGUGGACAGCUUUAGCAAUCCGAUAUUACUCGAAUAAUCUGGAGCUCAGGAUGGAGCUGAGCGAACACGAGAUGCAGCGACGAUUGGUCAUUUUCAUUUUGCAUGCGUCACCAUGGAAACUUCCUGCUCGUUUGUACCAUAGCAACAAGCAGGGCCACCCGUUGCAAAAUCUGCUAAUUUUAAUUUUAUUCUUCUGUUUUGACAUCCACCCUUUAUUUUAUUUCAACGCUGUUUUAAUCAGAAAGCUUUUUUAUGUUGCUUUUUUUAUUUUUAUCGAACCACUGGUGUUUAAAAUUUGCACAGAGACAAAGGUAUUUGAUAAACAAAUGUGAUGUCAUUAUAAUAUAUGACCUUGUGUGUAUGCACGGUGUGUGUGUGUGUGUGUGUGUAUGUAUGUGUGUUUGCGUAGCCAUAGAAUAUGCACAUACAAGUCUGUUAUGUACAGAUCUGGUCUUUAACGAGUGACAGUGUUUUCCCAAGAGGAGGCCACUUGAAGAGAGAAACAAAAGAUAUUAAAAACCAGUUUUAAAAAGCUUGAUUUACACAGAAGGAAAAAAAAUAUAUAUAUUUAUUCAAUUGACCCGGUUUAUGUAAAAAUUUGCCUCCAAUUUUGUGGAUUGGGUGGAGUUUGCACCACACAAAAGCAGCUGUUGCAAAACAAUAAAAUAGUUAAAAUUGUUUGACAUAUUUGACUAUAAAUCAGAGUUUCCCACACAUUCAAUUAUUUGUGGUGGCCCAACACGAUUAAAACAUCUGCCGCCACGUAUUGAUUUUAUAGUUUUGGAGCUGAACCAUUCAUAAGGAGCCCUAUUGAAGUAUAUACACCAUUAUUGAUUGCACCACACUGUUGGAGUGCAGAGCGUACUCUGGGCACAAAUGGAGCAGUAAAUUGGCAGGUGUGGCAAAUGUGAAAUUUAACCAUUUGUUGCACUGGGUCUAAAAGUUCAGUUUUGUCACAGUUCAUCUUCUCAUCCAUCUCGACAGUCAGUUUUCAGCCACACGACUCAAACUGCUGCUGAGGUUAAAAAGAGCUAAUAACGUGUCUCGCCUGCACUGCAUUCACAGACACACACAAACAUCCAUCACUGCCAAACAUAGACUUUAAAUCUGUGGGAAACACCAUAAAUUAUGUAGAACUUUUUUUUUAGUAAUUCUUGGUAUUAAACCCCUCCCAUUUGGUACCCCAAAGAGGAUGAAACAAACACAAAAAAUAUUUUAAAAUUCAACUUGAAAAAGAUCUAUCAAGAUAGAACACAGUUAAAUUCAGGCCAAAUUAAAUGCAUCUACUGUCCACAGUUAAAUAAAGAGACAAAGCCAAACUUCCACUCUUAGCCUGCUUCUUGUCUAACAAGCCUCCAAAACAAAUGGGAAACUUCUGUGUAUUUCCAAAAGUUUUAAGCCUUUUAUUCAAAUUUUUAAACUUCGGCCUUGAUCGCUGUGACUCCUUUAAAGGACGACAUCUGUAUAAGAGAUCACUACAUGCAUGUAGAUGUGCACGGUGUGGUUUGUAGGAGAGUCUACAUGUGGCAGUACACUACCAGUCUUUACAAGCUGUGACACUAGAGGUCGCUACAGAGGACGUUAACACUAGUUUAGCCAAAUUGUACUGAGACACCAUCGCUGCAACUGAAAUCUUACAGAGCUGAGACACUUGGGUUCACUUCAGCAAGUGAGUCUUUUUCUGUUUUUCAUUAAUUUCUUUAUUUUCUCCAUAGAGGGACAACAAAUCGGCUGCAAGAGCAAAAAUUCCACAAUUACAAAAAGUUAAUGAGCUGCUCUUUACACACAGUAUUUAGAGAUUUGAUCACAUCAAUAAAAAAUAAUUGCUAUGCUGAUACAAAUGUUACUACCACUAUGGUCACAGUGAAAUCUCCAAAUUUAUUGGAAAAUGUGGUGUUUUAUAAGAAUGUGAUGUAUAAUUUAAACAGAAUUGGCAACAGUUCCAGUAUUUGAAAUUGAUAAGGCUGGCUAAAGAGUGAGAUUGGUUUUUUUUUUUAGCUCUGUAAAGACACUAAGACUAAGGUGGUUUUAAAAGGCACAUGUCACCAUGUCGGGGGGCUGCCAACAGAAAGUUGUGAUCUCAUCAUUUUUUGUCAUUUUAUCAACAUGGCAGCAUGUGUCUCAGUGACAGGAAUCUCACCAGUGUCCCGACACACACUUUCACUGUUUUUAUGGCGUUAUUAACAGAUCCUCUCACUCGAUUCCUGCUCCUGAAGGUUUAUUGGACCAUUAUAGUGUAACAGCCAAAACAAGCAUAGUCCAGUUGAGAGUAGAGAGGAUAUAACUCUUUCAUACAAAAUGCUCACAGUGUUGCGUUGCACCUGGAAAACAAAUAUCUUCAAUAUGAAUCAUAGAAGACAUAAAGGCAGCACACUUAUUUGCUGUAUAUUAAGUUUAGAGUGGAAAAUGUGUUGUCGUUCAUAGGACGCUGGUGGCUGUAAUUUUGCCACAAAACAGCCAUGAAAGAGACAAAUGUCACAGCUGAUAGUUGAUUCACUUCUAGCACAAGAUAUUUGCUCAAACCAGGAUGGAAACUGUUCUUCAGAGCUCAUUCCAGUUAUAUUUAGCAUGUUUUGAAAUGCCAUCGAAGUGAAUCACAACCACAGAUAAGCGAUUUAGCCACGAUCAUGCUAAUACAUGUGCGUCUUGCCAACAUUACUAAAUAUAAACUUGUCAUAAGUUCAGGGCGGCAGCCAAGUUUUAGUCACAUAAUCAGGUUAUUUAACAAAGCAUAAAUUUGUUCCUUCAGUGUCAAAAAAAUAUGCGAGUUCUGCCAAGUAUAGCUUCACAUCGACAUAGUCCGUCAUUAAGCUUAAUUCAUCACUUUUCAUAUUUAGAUUCAAUUUAUUCAGUUUGAUUGAAUCAUUUCUUCCUUACAGGGAAGGGACUACAUCAUAUUCUUUCUAAAAACCAUGCAUUCUUUUGCAUUAGGAAUUGGUUGAUGUUAAAAAACAUAUUUUCUGCAUUUGCAAAUGGAAUAUCAAAAUAUGUUGAGCAGUUUUCAGGCCAAGUUUAGUCUACCUCGUCCUAGACUUAAAAAAAAAAAAAAAACAAAACACAUAAUGUCCGAUUGGAAAGACAGCCAUUAACAGCAUUAAAUGUUAGUGAAACACAAAAAAUGUUCUCUGAUACUCAUGUUAAAAGUCCUUGUCCUCUCAGUUGACAUAUGUAAAUGAUCAGAAGUUGAGAAAUCAAUUUAAGUUACUAGAACACACAAAGACAAAGUGAAAGACUCAACUCAUAAAUACUCAGUUUUUGUUUUUUUAUGCAUUAUUUACGCUUUCAUUUUAUUUUGAAUAAUCUGAAACUUAAGAAAAAGCUCAUCCUGAAGCUGCACAUCUAAAGUCAUGUAUUGAUUUAGUGAAAACAGACAAUACAAACAAUUCUGAAAAUAUGAUACUAUUUUUUUUCCCUGUAGGGUUCAUAACUUUAUUUUUUACUUUUUGGAAACUGUCCUCUUUUCAGAAAAACAAAGAAAGUUUGUGUGAGUUUGAAUGAUGUGUCAGAAUUUGUGCUGUCAUAGACACAAGCUUCAUCUAGGGUAUAAUCCCCAAAAGCAGGUGCCAACACGGCCUCCAUUGUGCUGAAAUGUUCAAAGUCCAUUUGUGUUUUUAUGACUUCAAUUUCUCCUGGCUCAAAUCAUGUGUGAAAAUAAUUCACAGCAAUGGUUUUAAGAUUAUUUGGACACAAGAUAUGUGGAUUUUUUGAAUGAGACAGUCAGCAGAAAAGAAUAGUAAAUUGACAUAAUGAUGAUUUACUUCGUUCUUUCUGGCUCUCAGAGUUUCUAUCUACAGUAUCUGGUGCUUCAAGCAAAUUAAACACUGAUGAGUUAUUUUCCAAACGCAGUUUGAUGCCCAGGUCUCCUCCCAACAAAACAAAAACACAAGUCUCCUCUGUUCUGUCGCUAUUACAUCACCUUUGUCUUUUGUUUUCAUAAUGCAAUGCACACGUUAUGAAAUGUAUAUAGUGUAAAAUAAAAAUGGGUUUGUUUUACAUACUGUAUAAUUGCCUAUAUUUUGUUUCAGAAGUGUAACAGAUUUAUGAGAUGACAGGUUAACACAUUAAAAAGAAGGAACUCAAA